UUCCCCACCUUGCCAGCGCUCGGCCUGACUCGGCUAGCCCUUGCUUGCUUCCCCGCGCACCCCGCAUCCCACGACACACACGCGCCCCCGGAGCGCCGACGGAGCGGACAUGGGCAGAGCGAUGGUGGCCAGGCUGGGACUGGGGCUGCUGCUCCUGGCUCUACUCCUCCCCGCGCAGGUUUAUUCAAAUAACUCAACUACCACAACUCCUUCAACAGUUACAAAUAGCACCACUCAUUCGACUACUACUACUACUACAACUUCAGCAACUACUACUAAUACCACCAAUGGGAGUGACAGCGUUCUGCAGUCAGUCUCAUGUCUCUUCAUGAUCUUGUUCUCGCUUCUACAUCUCUACUGUUAAGAGACUCAGGCCAAGAAAUACCUAUUCUUCUCCAUCUUCUAAGCGGUGUCCAGAUGUCUACUGCAGCAAGGAAAAUACAGGUCUUCACUGUAUCUGCUAAUUCUACUCCUUGUUUUGUUGAAAUGGAAAAUAUUGAGGAUCCCAAAUUUGAUUUGAAGAGCAUGCGAGUGAUUGACUAGAUGGUGAAUGCCAAUAUUAAAUGCUGAAGAGUCUUGUAGAAGAUGAAGAAAGACAACAUCUAAAAUUAAUUGUGAUGAUUUCCUUAAAUGUGGCUUCAGGAAUAUGCACACGUAAAACUCAGUCUUGAAAAUAAGAAUAGAUUUUAUCUUACCCAGAUAUAAAGGAUGGGAUGUAGAACUAAGAUUAAAUUUUUUUUGUUCUUUAAGUUGUUAUGGCCAUUGUUGUGUAUGUAAACAUUUCAUGGGAUUAUUAUGUUGCAGAACAACCCUUGAUGGGGUUGACUGAUGGGGAGGGAUGGAGGAUGAGGUCUUUCUCCUCCAGCUCAGACCACGCAUCUGCUACCUUAUUCAGAUGGCAGUUAUAAAGCUAACAGGCAGUCAGGCUUCUGAAGGUAACAGCUUUAUUCCGUGCAUAAGGCUGAAACCAAAAGCCUCAGAAUCAGCCCCAGGAAAAAAAGCCCCUUGCCUUCCACAGACCCUUGCUUUUAUACAUCAGAAUCAGGGACCACCCUAGGGUGGGAGCAGAAUGCCAGGUCACACCCUAGGGUAGGGCACAAUCACAGAUCAGGGUAGAAUCAGUAACAAAAUAAUCCCAUGGAAAUGUUUACAUACACAACAGGCCAUAAGACAGCUACAUUAAAAAAAUGAAUGUGGUUCUAUUUAUGUAUACAUGAGAAGAAAUUGACAAGUGUGACUGCAAAUCCUCAAUGUAGCAUACUAAUUCAAUGAUAAUAAACUUCAGAUAGAAAGUUUUACAAUGUUGGGCCUGGUGUGUUGUCUUGGGGCCUGAAAGCCUUCCUCUGCAGUUUUGGAUUUGACAUUGCACCUGACCUGUGUGUACUAAUUGACAUGUGCUUAGGAAAUGAUGGUUUGGAAUUUCCCCAAAUCUAAGCAUGAGUGAGUAAAUUUUGCUUCUAUACUUAAUCAUCUAUUCCUGU
Suncus etruscus (white-toothed pygmy shrew) is the source of this 1481-nucleotide messenger RNA. It is a transcript of the gene CD24, whose product is annotated as CD24 molecule. Gene Ontology annotation, biological process: cell adhesion. Lineage: Eukaryota; Metazoa; Chordata; Mammalia; Eulipotyphla; Soricidae. Bases 110 to 364 code for a protein of 84 amino acids. The transcript has 3 exons. The record is from RefSeq and is a predicted model, not a curated record.